Struthio camelus australis is the source of this 7626-nucleotide messenger RNA. Lineage: Eukaryota; Metazoa; Chordata; Aves; Struthioniformes; Struthionidae. The record is from RefSeq and is a predicted model, not a curated record.
ACGAGCAUCUUUUUAAUAUAUAAUGAAGAUCACAAGCGCUGUGUGCUGGCUCAAAGUUCUAGUUCAGUGACUACUGCUCCUUGUGUUCAAGACAAUGAGUCACAAAAAUUCAGGUGGGUCUCAGAUCACCAGCUUAUGAGCAUAGCAUUGAAAUUGUGCUUGGGAGUGCCUUCGAAGAAAGACUGGGUUCCGAUCACUCUGUAUCCUUGUGACAAGGCUAGUGAACUUCAGCGAUGGGAAUGCAGAAAUGAGACUCUUUUUGCAAUCCAAGGGGAAGAUUUGUUUUUCAACUAUGGAAACAGACAGGAAAGGAAUAUUAUGCUGUACAAGGGAUCUGGUUUAUGGAGUAGGUGGAAAGUCUACGGAACCACAGACGAUCUGUGUUCUCGAGGCUAUGAAGAUACCUACACAGUGAAAGGAAAUGCCAAUGGAGCACCUUGUGUAUUCCCUUUUAAGUUUAGUGGUAAAUGGUAUGCUGACUGCACAGAUGCUGGCAGGUCAGAUGGCUGGUUCUGGUGUGGGACCACUUCAGACUUUGAUGUUGACAAGAUGUAUGGAUUUUGCCCAUUGAAAUUUAAUAGUCUUGAUUUGUUGUGGAAUACUGACCCUUUAACAAAUGUCCAGUACCAAAUAAACUCCGAGGCAGCUCUGAAAUGGCAUCAGGCAAGAAAAAGCUGUCAACAGCAGAAGGCAGAGUUAUUAAGCAUCACUGAGUUGCAUGAGCAAACAUACCUGACAGGUUUGACUGGCAGAUUGAGUUCUGCUCUCUGGUUUGGUCUUAACAGUUUGAAUUUCAACAGUGGAUGGCAGUGGGUUGGUGGUGCUCCUUUUCGAUACUUAAAUUGGGUUCCAGGAAACCCCUCUCCAGAGCCUGGAAAAAUCUGUGCAGCGUUAAAUCCUGGCAAAGGUGCCAAAUGGGAGAAUCGGGAAUGUGAUCAGAAACUUGGCUAUAUUUGUAAACGAGGAAAUGCUACUUUAGAAUCUUUCAUUAUUUCUGCAGAGACUAACGUGCCUGUUAGAUGUCCUGAUCAAUGGAUGUCGUAUGCUGGUCACUGUUACAUAAUUCACAGGGAUCCCAAAAUAUGGAAGGAUGCCCUAACUUCUUGCAGAAAGGAGGAUGGGGAUCUGGCAAGCAUCCAUAAUGUUGAGGAAUACAGCUUUGUUAUUUCUCAGCUUGGGUACCAGCCAGACGACGAGCUGUGGAUUGGGUUGAAUGACCUCAAAGUUCAGAUGUAUUUUGAAUGGAGCGACGGCACGCCUGUGACGUACACCAAGUGGCUUCGUGGAGAACCCACUCAUGCAAACAAUAGGCAAGAGGACUGCGUCAUCAUGAGGGGAAAGGAUGGAUUUUGGGCAGACCAUUCUUGUGAAAAGAAAAUUGGCUACGUCUGUAAAAGGAAACCCAUGUCAGAAGCUCCUACAGAAGAGGAAACUAUUGACAUGGGCUGCCAGAGAGGCUGGAAAAGACAUGGUUUUUAUUGUUACUUCAUUGGAAAUACAUUUGUGUCAUUUUCUCAAGCAAAUCAAACCUGUGAAAGGCAUCAGGCUUUUUUAGCAACUAUUGAAGACAGAUAUGAGCAAGCCUAUCUGACUAGCCUGGUCGGGCUGAGAACAGAAAAGUUCUUUUGGAUUGGACUUUCAGAUGUAGAAGAAAAGGGAACUUUCAAGUGGACUAAUGGCGAAUCUGUCUUGUUUACACACUGGAAUUCCGAAAUGCCUGGAAGAAAGCCGGGCUGUGUGGCCAUGAGAACUGGAAUUGCAGGUGGAUUAUGGGAUGUAAUAAAAUGUGAAGAAAAGGCAAAAUUUAUAUGCAAAGUAUGGGCAGAGGGAGUGACUCCUCCGCCUAUUCCUACAACAACUCCUAUUCCGAGGUGUCCAGAAGGCUGGGACUCAAACAGUCGUAUUAGUUUCUGUUUCAAACCUUUUUCAAGAGGAGAGCAAAAGAAAACAUGGCUUGAAUCUCAAGAGUUUUGUCGAGCUAUAGGAGGAGAUCUGGCCUCCAUUAAUGGUAAAGAAGAACAGUAUGUGAUAUGGCGUUCUAUUGCGAACAAUGGGUACUACCAUCAGCAUUUCUGGAUGGGUUUAUAUUACUUGAAUCCUGAUGAUGGCUUUGUUUGGAGUGAUGGAUCUCCAGUGAGGUAUGAAAACUGGGGCUUUGGAGAGCCCAAUAAUUAUCAAGGAAUUGAACUUUGUGCAGAGAUUAGUGGCGACUCCAGCAUGUUAUGGAAUGACAGACAUUGUGAUUAUCUGUAUGGAUGGAUUUGUCAGAUAAAAAAAGGGGCAAGUGUAAAACCUGAACCAACAGAAUCUCCUGCGCCCAAGUAUAAGACUAGUGAGGAUGGAUGGAUUAUACAUGAGGACAAACAUUAUUAUUUCAGCACAGAAAGUGUUCCUAUGGAAGAAGGUCGGGAGUUCUGCAAGAAGAACUUUGGAGACCUUGCCGUCAUUGAGAGUGAAAGUGAAAGAAAAUUCCUCUGGCGAUAUAUCUUGAAAAAUGGGAAGGAGGAUUCGUAUUUCAUCGGUUUACGACUGAGUAUUGAUCAACGGACAAGCUGGAUGGAUGGGACUCCAGUGAAUUAUUUGGCAUGGGCACCACAUGAACCCAACUUUGCAAAUAACGAUGAAAACUGUGUAGUCAUGUAUAAGAAUUUAGGAUUUUGGAAUGAUAUAAACUGUGGUUAUCCAAAUCCCUACAUAUGUGAAAGGCACAACAGUUCCAUUAAUUCAACUGUUCCUCCAACAACAUUUUCAGCUCCAAGAGGAUGUCAUCCAACUUGGCUUUCCUUUCAGAAUAAGUGUUACAAAAUAUUUGGAUCUACAGAAGAUGAACGUGUCACUUGGCAUGCUGCGCGAACAGCUUGCAUGAAUUUAGGAGGAAACUUGGCUACUAUCCCUAAUGAACAAGUGCAAGCUUUCCUCACUUUUCAUAUGAAGGAUUUUAUGACUGAUACAUGGAUUGGAUUAAAUGAUAUAAAUCAUGAACUGAGGUUCCUUUGGACAGAUGGAAAGGGAGUUUACUUUACAAACUGGGCCAAAGGCUUCCCAUCAGGACAUACAGAUUUAUACUCGUAUGAUGGCCAGGCGGAUUGUGUUGUCAUGAGAAACAGCCCUAUUAAAGAAGCAGGGAAGUGGGCUGAUGAGAGUUGUGAUAACAGCAGAGGUUAUAUAUGCCAAAUUAAUGCAGACUCUGAGUUUCUCCCUUCUACAAGUACAGUUCCAUCCAGCAUUAUCCGUUAUGGUAACAGUAGUUAUUUGUUCAUCCAUACCAAAAUGAAAUGGGAGGAUGCACGAAAAAACUGCAGACGUGAUCAAUUUGACCUUUCCAGCGUCUUAGACCCCUACAGUCAUUCGUUCCUGUGGCUAAAGAUAUUGAAGUAUGGGGUGCCAAUAUGGAUUGGUCUUAACAGUAACGUGACCAAUGGGCGUUAUGAGUGGAUUGAUAACUGGAGAAUGAAGUAUACUAAGUGGGCUGAAGGGGAACCAAAGCAGAAGAUAGGUUGUGUCUAUCUAGACAUUGCUGGAGCCUGGAAGACAGGAUCCUGUAAUGAAAGUUACUUCUCUGUUUGCAAAAAACCUGAUGUUCAAGCUCCUACUGAGCCCCCUCAGCUUCCAGGAAAGUGUCCUGAAUCAGAAGGUCACAAGUCUUGGAUCCCUUUCCGAGGUCAUUGCUACUACAUUGAAUCUUCAUCUACAAGAAACUGGGCCCAGGCUUCUUUAGAAUGUCUCCGACUAGGGGCCUCUUUGGUGUCAGUUGAAGACUCAGCUGAAGCCAACUUUCUGGCAUACACCAUUGAACCUCUUGAAAGGAAAAUAUCAACUUUUUGGACAGGAAUGUACAGAAAUGUAGAUGGAGAAUGGUUGUGGCUAGACAACACUGCAGUGGAUUUUGUCAACUGGAAUGUAGGAGAACCUUCACCUCAACAAAACGAGCACUGUGUUGAAAUGUACGCAAACUCCGGGUACUGGAAUAAUAUUUAUUGCAGUUCCUAUAAAGGCUAUGUUUGUAAAAAACCAAAAAGAAUGCCAGCAGCUGAAACACCACCAGCAGCUGAAAUGCCACCAGCUGAAAUGCCUACAAAAGCAAUGACAAAGGAUGAGAAGGCUCCUAGUCUGAACCAUGGUAAAACAGGAGUUGUAGUUGUUGUUGUGAUCCUCAUCCUAGUAGGAGCUGGCCUUGCAGGCUAUCUCUUCUACAAAAGAAGAAAGAAUCGCUUGUCGACAAAUGACAGCUUUGAGAACAAUUUGUAUUUUAAUAGUGAUGCAGUUCCUGGAACUAGUGACACAAAGGAUCUCGUGACCAACAUAGAACGGAAUGAACAUGCAGCGCUCUAAUGUAAUAAAAUAAAAUGUAAUGUAAUAUGUAAUGUAAAGUGUAAUGUAAUAAACUGUGCCUUGUUUUAAUAAAAUUAUGCAACUAGAAUUAAGCCAAAGCUAUUUUCUCAUAUGCAAAUACUGUAGUAGACAUUUUUCAGUGUGCUUAGGAUUACAUACAGCAGUUAAUUUAUUUUGUAACCAUUCUAUAUUAUGUAAGAUUUCAAAUCUUAUGAUCUGAAGACCCAGACUAAUGAGUUUGGGUCUUAAGAAGAGAAAUAAUACUAGUUAUUAAAUGGAACAAUAGAAAUGGAUACAAUUCAAGGAAGCAAAAUGUAAGAUAGAUCUUACAAAGAGAAAUGCUUCCAAAAUUUGAAGUUUCUGCCCCAGAUUUCUUUCAAACCACGCUAAUGCACAGAUUCUCCAGCUAUUCAGCAAACAUCUCUGUAAUUCUACCAGCUUUCAAGUAUUCCUACUUAGCUAUGGGUGUGUUGUAGUUGCUAGAUGACAAGUCUGUAUUUAAAACACAUCCUCUGUGAACCAUGUGGAAAAAUAAGUCCUUUUCUUGUAUAAUUUCAGUUCCCGUAAUUUCACACACAUAGAAAAGCAAGUAUUCAGUUCUUGCAGCAUAUCUAUUUUAGGAUUUUAAUUAGGUAAAAUUUGGGGGCGGGCCUCUGGAGUGGAAAGGUGUGGUUGGUGUUCCGUCGGGUAUUCUGACUGGCCACAAGUGGGCUUGUCUGGGAGAGGUGGUAUGGAUGAGGUCAAGGCAAAACCUUCUUCUGUAUCGGGACAACAGUGACUGAGGAGCAAGAGGAACAUUGCCUAUACAUAUCCUGAAGGUUUGCGGGAGCACUGGAUGGCUCUUAACGGUGCUCACAUGUUGUAACUGCUCACCUAUACCCUCCCAAUAAGUAUGGUAGCUUGUGAGGUGUGUCAAUGGCUAUAUAAGUUACCAUUUCUCAAAAUCUUAGAUUCCCAAAUGCAGAGUUUAUAAUCAACAUUUUUGUAAAUCCUGUAAAAUGUAAAUCAUAUGUGAGUUCAGUUCCUCACAUAAAGGUGUGCAAGGUUCGGGGGUUUUUUUCAGAUUUUGUUCUGUGACGAAACAGUAACUAGUUUUGAUUUUUUUUAAAUAGUUUUGCAUUUUUAUAGUCUUGUCUAUGUAAGGCUCUGUAAUAAGUCAGAGUUAAAAGGAGAUUAUAUGGCCAUAUUCCAUCUUGAACUGUGAUGAAAUAAUAUAUUGACCAUAUUUUAUUGUAUCUGUGCAUAUAUUAUCUGCUUAAAACUUGAGAGAAAAAUGCCAGCUAAGUGAUUUAGCAACAGUUUGAAUUACUAGUUCUGGCAGAUAAGGAGACAUUUAUUCUGGAACCCUGUUCCUCCUCUGUCUUUGUUCCCUUUCUCCCAGUCAUUGACUCUGUUCCUGCUGCUGUUUCCUUUUUUAAGGACAUCUUUACAAUUGUUUGAGCAUUCUUUUCAAGAUGUAGUACUUUUAAUGGUGGUUCACCUCUCCUCAUCUGUGGCUUAUGUGCAUGAAAGUACAGGAAUCAUUUGAUUUUUGGGCAGCAUCAAAUUCACAAAGCAGAGGAAAAUGGACGUGCUGCUAUCGUUUGCUGCUACUUUUGUCUUCUAGCACAAAGAGGCUAUGGAGUUAUAAUAAAAAAUCUUUUCCAAGCAAUGUCAAGAUUCAUGAAGGGAAGAAGGCCUGCAAAAUGGGAGGGUUAGGCAGCACGGAUCAUGAAACCUCCUGACUGAAUCUGAAUAAUGAUGUUAAAGAUGAUGUCAUCACUGGUUUCAAAUGUAUGGAGAAAGUCAUCUAUAACAAGUGGUGCAGGCUAGAAGGUGAAAGGGGUAGGGAAAUCAUAGCCACGUCAAGAGGCCCUGACUGGAAUCUCAGCCUUGUUGCGCUGGCUGAUGCGCAAACGACAAAUAGGUGCAGUUUCUGCCCAAAAGACUUUCCAUCCUGCUUGGAGGCCCUGCACAGCUUUAAGGCUGUGCAUGCUGAGUGGUUCUUCCAGAUAACAUUUCAUCGACAUGUAAAUAUGCAAAGUAUUAUUGGAAAGAAAACAAAGGAUGAGGAGAUGUCUCAUACUCUGGUGCUUCACCAAACUUAGCAGGUACAGCUCUACAGCUAACGUAGGUCAGCGAGAGAACGCAGCUCCUGGACCUUGGAUUGUCCUGAACUCAUUUACUCAUUUUGCACUGCCAAAAAUCCAGCAUCAUCUUUGAGUUGAAGAGAAUUAAAAAUACCAUGCCUUCCAAGCUAGUAGUAGGUGUAGCUACCUCUGUGAAAUAUUGUAUCUGUUCUGCUCUCCUGGACAAAUGGAUACAGCAAAAACAGAGAAAGUUCCAAGUCUGAAGCUCUAUGUUUUUAGUCUGAAGAUGAAUUUAAAUACUUUGCCUACUCUUUUUAGAAAGGGGGUAAAUGAUAAAGAUAUGAAAGAGUUUCAGAGGAGGAGAUUUAAGCUGCCUGAUUUACCAUUCCUUUAGAUGCAAUGCAAUGGAAUUGAAGCGAAUUUCUCAUUUAAAAAAAAGCAAACAUGGAAGCAGUGGCAUUUAUAGCACAGGAAAUCAGUGAGUUUCCAUUUAGUAAGCUUAAGAUGAGCACCAGUACUUAAGCACCCAUACGAACUCUAAAAGCAAUUUUUAAAUGGAAGGUAGAGAAACCAGCAGACUUGGACACUGUCACCAAUAUCUAAUUAACAUAGGAUUGAAUAGAAAACUUUUCCGUGGGAGCUUGUAAUCAUAAAAAUGGACAUGAAGGGAUUUCUUUUUUUCCAACUAGUCUGGAUACAAGAGUCUGUAUUAAGUUUUUAACAACAUUAUUCCUUUGGUCAUGCUUGUAACAAAACUGGUCAUACAUUUUCAAGAACUGUUGAUAGAGUGGUUCCAAAAGUACUAUUCUCUUUCCAUAGCCUAAUGUUAUUUACAUCUUCCCUGUACCUAACAUCACUUGGUGACCUUGCUUUAUGUCCUGUUUUCCUGCUAUUAAGCUACAAUGUUCCUGAGAAGUAAUUGCUACUUAAAAAAUAUUUCUAAGAUUGGGCUGAGGAAAUUAUCCUUGUUGCUCUAUUGGAUUCAAUAUUGACAGCGAUUCACACUGGUAUGGAUGCCAUAUAAUUUGUGACUUAAUGUAUUCUGAUCAAUCACCAAUUCUUUCAGCUGUUUUUUCCUGCCAGCUGCUAUUCCUGCUCAGAUUGGUCAGUCAUCUUAGAACCAUUGUGUUGCUCUCAUGGUGUCUUACUUUUUUUCCCCAGUGGAUGCUACCACUUAUGGAAGGUUUAAGCCUGUAUCUUGUAUAAAUAAACAUUCACAGAGGAA